Molecule: messenger RNA, 342 nt
Organism: Monoraphidium neglectum
Lineage: Eukaryota; Viridiplantae; Chlorophyta; Chlorophyceae; Sphaeropleales; Selenastraceae
Product: Photosystem II reaction center W protein
Exons: 3
Coding region: 1-342 (113 amino acids)
Biological process (GO): photosynthesis
Cellular component (GO): photosystem II; chloroplast
Source: RefSeq, a predicted model, not a curated record
AUGCUGUGCAGCAAGGUCCAGACCGCGCCGGUCGCCAAGGCUGGCCUCCGCAUGGCCCUGCCCCGCGUGGGCGCGGUGCGCGUCAACGCGUCGAUGCAGCAGCAGGCCAAGAAGGCGGCUGCCUUUGUCGCGGCGGCCCCGGCCAUGCUGGCUGCGUCGCCCGCGAUGGCCAUUGUUGACGAGCGCCUCAACGGCGACGGCACCGGCCUGCCCUUCGGUGUGAACGACCCCAUCCUGGGCUGGGUGAUCGUCGGCGUGGCGGGCCUCGUCUGGGCGCUGUACUUCGCCGCCCAGAAGGACUUCGGCAACUUCGAGGACGACGAGAGCGGCCUGGGCCUGUGA